GGGAUCGGCAACGCCGAGCGCGGCGACGGCGGGGUAGGGUGUGGGUGAGGCCGGGGAGCCAAUGAAUGCGCCGUCGCGCGUCGCCCGCAGGGUCGAGGGAAAAAAAACCAUGGGGUUAUUUUUAUAGUGGCAGCGCACCUCUUCAAAUCCAGCAAAAUUCGAUUCACUCGAAUCCCGGCUGCUUUCUCCCUCGUCGCGAAAAGCCGCAAGCCAACAAAAACACAUCAAAGCAGCGGCGGGAGAGCAUAGAAGAGAGAGAGAGGAUUGGCGGAAAAAAAAAGCGAGGAGGCAUCCUCCUGAGUCCUGACCUCCUCUCUCUCUCUCUCUCUUCUCUGUCAAAAGGAUUCUCGCGAAGGAGCAGGAGUGGUCGGUGGCCUGCGGCGCAGACCGCAGAGCAUGUGAGAGCUGCGGCGGCUGGGGGGUGGAGCCUGGGAUGGGCGUGGGAGGAGGCGGAGGGCAGGCCGCGGUGUCGGCGCCGGCGCCGGUGCCGGCGGAGGAGGCGGGGAAGGAUGCGGAGGAGGGCGGCGGGUGGACCGUGAAGGCGAAGCUGAUCGCCGCGGCGGUGCUGGUGUGGGUGCUGGGCUCCGCGGCGCUCUGGGUGUUCCUGCACUCCUACUUCCGCCACGCGGCGCUGCGCAAGGCGGAGGAGGCGCUCGUCAGCAUGUGCGAGGAGCGCGCGCGCAUGCUGCAGGACCAGUUCGCCGUCUCCGUCAACCACGUCCACGCCCUCGCCAUCCUCGUCGCCACCUUCCACUACGAGAAGCACCCGCCCGCGCUCGACCAGAACACGUUCGCGGACUACACCGCCAGGACGUCGUUCGAGCGGCCGCUGCUGAGCGGGGUGGCGUACGCGCAGCGGGUGGUGCACGCCGACAGGGAGGGCUUCGAGCGCCACCAGGGGUGGAUCAUCAAGACCAUGAAGCACGAGCCGUCCCCGGCGCAGGACGAGUACGCGCCCGUUGUAUACUCGCAGGAGACCGUCUCCUACAUCGAGGGGCUCGACAUGAUGUCCGGCGAGGAGGACCGUGAGAACAUUCUGAGGUCAAGAGCAUCGGGGAAGGCAGUUCUCACUCGACCAUUCCGGCUCAUGUCGAAUCACCUGGGUGUCGUAUUGACUUUUCCUGUCUAUCAUGCGGAUCUUCCUUCUGAUGCCAAGGAGGAGGAUCGUGUUGCUGCCACCGCAGGAUACCUUGGGGGAGCAUUUGAUGUAGAAUCAUUAGUGGAAAAUUUGUUGAGGCAGCUAGCUGGCAAUCAGGAAUUGGUGGUAAAUGUUUAUGAUGUCACAAACAUUUCGAACCCUCUUGUCAUGUAUGGAUCAGAAGUUCCUCUUGGCAACCCCUCACCAUCGCACAUCUGCAUGCUAGAUUUUGGUGAUCCAUUCAGAAAGCAUCAUAUGGUUUGCAGAUACAGAAACAAGCCUCAUGUCCCAUGGUCUGCAAUUUCUACCCCAUCUGGUGUCUUUGUCAUAUGUAUGCUUGUGGGGUACAUCGCGGGUGCCGCUUGGAGUCGUUAUGAUAAUGUUAAGGAAGAUUGCCGGAAAAUGGAGGAGCUGAAAAAACAGGCGGAAGCAGCCGAUGUUGCUAAAUCUCAGUUCCUUGCAACUGUUUCUCAUGAGAUCAGAACGCCCAUGAAUGGAGUUCUAGGAAUGCUUGAUAUGCUGUUAGACACUGACCUAACCUCAACUCAGAGGGAUUUUGCACAAACCGCUCAAGUCUGUGGAAAGGCUUUAAUAUCGCUAAUCAAUGAAGUGCUUGACAGAGCGAAAAUUGAAGCCAGAAAGUUGGAUCUUGAAUCUGUACCAUUUGAUCUGAGAUCCAUCCUUGAUGAUGUCAUCUCAUUAUUUUCUUCAAAGUCAAGAGAGAAGGGAAUUGAGCUUGAUGUAUAUGUCUCUGAAAGAGUUCCCGAAAUCUUGUUGGGUGAUCCUGGAAGGUUUCGACAGAUAAUUACAAAUUUAGUGGGCAACUCAAUUAAGUUCACAGAACGGGGACAUAUUUUUGUACAAGUUCAUCUGGCAGAUCAUUCAAAUCUUGCAACAGAAUCCAAAGUUGAGCCGGUGGCUAAUGGGAUGAAUGGACAUACAGAUGAGAAAACUGCUGUAGCAACCAGUGUUUCUCUCAACACACUAAGUGGUUUUGAAGCUGCUGAUAGCCGAAAUAGUUGGGAAAACUUCAAGCUUUUGCUUUCUUAUGAGAAAAAUGAGAUGCCCUAUGAAAGUGUAUCUGAUAAAGUUACUCUUGUAGUAAGUGUGGAAGAUACAGGAAUAGGUAUACCAUUGGAUGCACAAGCCAAGGUGUUCACACCUUUCAUGCAGGCUGAUAGUUCGACUUCCAGGACAUAUGGUGGUACUGGAAUUGGAUUGAGCAUCAGCAAAUGUCUUGUUGAACUAAUGGGUGGUCAGAUAAACUUUGUCAGCCGACCACAUGUUGGGAGUACGUUCACAUUUACUGCGGUUCUCAAAAGAUGUGACAGAAGCGCUAUUGGUGACAGUAAGCCUGUUAUGUUGCAUCCUCUUCCAUCCAGUUUCAAAGGUUUAUCUGCACUAUUGGUUGAUAGAAGACCAGUAAGAGCUACUGUAACUAAGUAUCACUUGCAAAGGCUGGGAAUUGCCUGUGAUGUUGUUGCAACCAUUGAACUGGCUCUUGGUGUGCUGUCCGGGAGAAAUGGCAGUUCCCUAACCAGUAUGAAGCAACCAUGCAUGUUAUUGAUCGAGAGUGAUUCAUGGGGCUUCAAUAUUGAUGUUUCUUUACGAUCUAGACUCCUGGAGAUGAAGCAGAAUGGUCACACACAUGUAUUACCCAAAAUCAUCCUUCUUGCAGCUGCAGAAUCGGGCAAACUCAAAGAACACUAUGCAGUUGAUUCUGUGAUCACGAAACCCCUGAAAGCAAGCGCACUUGCCGCUUGUCUGUUCCAAACACUUGGCAUCAAACAGUCAAGCAACGAGAGAAGUGACAACUCAGGUUCUCUUUACGGGUUGCUUCUUGGCAAGAACAUAUUGGUGGUUGAUGACAACAAGGUAAAUCUUAGAGUGGCUGCUGGCACGUUAAAGAAAUUUGGAGCAAAGGUGGAGUGCGUGGAGAGUGGAAAAGAUGCCCUCGCCCUCCUACAGGUCCCAUAUAAGUUUCAUCUUUGUCUCAUGGACAUUCAGAUGCCCGAAAUGGAUGGGUUUGAGGCUACCAAGCAAAUAAGGGCAAUGGAAGCGAAGGCAAAUGAGCAGGCAGUCGCCUGUGACAAUUCAGAAAUAGAUGGUGCGACAAGGGCAGCAAGAUGGCGCCUGCCUGUUCUUGCAAUGACCGCCGAUGUCAUCCAGGCCACCCAUGAAGAGUGCACGAAGUGCGGUAUGGAUGGGUACGUCACAAAGCCCUUCGAGGAGAAGCAGCUCUUCCAGGCGUUGCAGAAGUUCUUGGACCCCGGCAUGUCCUGCUAACGCCGAAGUGAUGCGUUGGAGCGCGGGCUGCUCGUCGAUCAUGCCAGCGGGGAACAGCAGGCAGACAAGGCAGCACGCACCACGGGCCUUCGCUGGUCUGCCUGCCUGUGCAGGCGUCGUGUAAAUGUAUUGUAUUUGCAGGGAUACUGUUUACAGCGCUAGUAUGCCCCGUGCCACAAUGUCCGAGCUACCUGUGGCUGAUGCACGUUGCGCAUAGGUGGUUUUUUUUGUACAGCUUCCACCAUUUUUGUGCUCCAGAUCAGACCACCGAAGGAGGCAAGCAUGCUCGCUGGUGCAGUGCAGCACUGGAAGGAAAACCUGACUUCCUGAGAGUAGAUUUUUGCUGUUUAAUUGCAUUGGGAUUUAUGAUGUAUUAUAAUCAGAUAAAUGUGUGAUGUAAGCUGGCGUAAUUGGCCCAAUGCAUUUCCAUUGUUAUGGAUGAGUUGAAAUGGCAUUGGUUAGACACUUAGACUACACUAUUGGGUGUAUGCCCUUCCACAGUUCCAUUUUCCCUGCAAAAUAUCAAAAUGUGCAAAGGGAUAGUGGAAUCAUGGCUUGAAUUAUAUGAAUUUUCUUUGGUGUUU
Molecule: messenger RNA, 4008 nt
Organism: Zea mays
Lineage: Eukaryota; Viridiplantae; Streptophyta; Magnoliopsida; Poales; Poaceae
Product: histidine kinase
Exons: 12
Coding region: 434-3424 (996 amino acids)
Biological process (GO): phosphorylation; phosphorelay signal transduction system
Cellular component (GO): nucleus
Molecular function (GO): phosphorelay sensor kinase activity
Source: RefSeq, a predicted model, not a curated record